Messenger RNA from Pyrus x bretschneideri (Chinese white pear), 1823 nucleotides. Its product is annotated as BAG family molecular chaperone regulator 1. Gene Ontology annotation, cellular component: cytoplasm. Gene Ontology annotation, biological process: protein stabilization. Gene Ontology annotation, molecular function: protein-folding chaperone binding; adenyl-nucleotide exchange factor activity. Lineage: Eukaryota; Viridiplantae; Streptophyta; Magnoliopsida; Rosales; Rosaceae. The record is from RefSeq and is a predicted model, not a curated record. The coding region runs from base 515 to 1390 and encodes 291 amino acids. The transcript has 4 exons.
AUCAGAUGGAUUUAUUCCCUUCACUCGCUUCACUUUCUCUGCUGGCCAUUAGUUCUCACUCCUUUUUCUUUCCCGUUUUCCUUUGUUUUCUAUAUAGCUUUGAGUAGAUCUCAAUUUCCACUCCGCUUCUCUCUCACUUAGAUAAAGUUUUGAUCAUGUUUUCGUCACUCGUCUCACUUAGUCUGUAGUUCUUCUCGCCUAAUCCUCUAUUCCCUUUUGCUAUUCUCGUUGAUAGAAAAAAGGCUGUUUGUAUUACUUGAAACUGUUGUUUUGGUUUUGCAUCAUUUCUUCUUAAUUCUCUCACAAUUGGGUUUUCUUUGAUACGACCGUAGGGAUCGAAAGGUUCUUUCUUCUCUAUUGGGUUACUUUGAAUCCAGGCAAAGAACAUCGAACGAAAACUCUCAGCUUCUCUUGAGGUUCCUUGUUCAAGUAGUUUUCUUUUUUAUUGGUCUUUUAGCCUAAGAGGAUCAAGAAAUAGAUUAUAGAUCGAGCCGUGAAUUCAAAGAAGAACAAAAUGUUUUCUUCGGAAAGUAAUCGCUCUGUUGACGAUGGCAGCGGAGGUCCCGAUAGCGCAGACUUGGAAAUCAGGCCAGGGGGAAUGCUGGUGCAAAAACGAACCGAUGAGACAAAUCCUAGUGCUGUUUCAAUCCCCACAAUCAAAGUUAGAGUCAAGCAUGGCUCUUCGUGCCACGAAAUUCAAAUCAACUCCCAAGCAAGCUUUGGGGAAUUGAAGAAAAUGUUGGCAGAGCGAACGAAGUUGCACCAUCUGGAUCAGAAGCUGAUAUACAAAAAGAAAGAGAGGGACUCCAAAGAGUAUCUUGAUGUGGCAAGAGUUAAACAAGGAUCAAAGAUCGUGCUGGUGGAGGACAUUUUAGGCAGAGAAAAAAGGUGCCUAGAGUUGCUCAGAAAUUCAAACGCAGAGAAAUCUUCGAAAUCCUUAGCCGAAAUCAACUUGGAAGUGGACAAGCUUGCAGGCCAGGUCACAGCGUUGGAAACAACAGCUUCUACAGGUGGGAAAGUUUCCGAGACGGAUGUGGAGAAUUUGACUGAGCUUCUGAUGAUGAAGUUGAUUAAACUGGAUGGAAUUGUUGCCGCCGGCCAUCUAAAAUUGCAGAGAAGAGUGCAGGUGACAAGAGUUCAGAAGUACAUAGAAAUUCUGGACAUGUUGAAGCAUCAGAGCUCCAAAUCAAGCGGCAAUGGGGCAAAAAUCAAAUUGCAGCAACAAGAAAAUCCAACUGGCCACAUGCCAAAGGACUCAAAACCGACGCAGAAACAGCGCGUGCAUUGGAAGCUAGAAAAUUCAGUACGAAAAAAUCCAGUGAUGCAGCAGCAACAACAGAAGAAUUCUGAGUCUGUUGCGGUUACAACAAAAUGGGAAACUUUUGAUUAAAACCAAAAGGGCUAAUUACAGUUAUACUUUUGGGGUUGGCUCUUUGUAAAUCUGUAAGCAACUUACGGUGGACGAGUUAAACAAGGGAAGAGGAAUAAAAGAAGUACAAAACUCAAAAUGGAAGUUGUAAUAUGGUUGCUUCCAUUGAAGUUGUUAUGAUUGUUUUUAUUUUUAUUUUUUUCAUACCAACGACAUUCUACUCUGCAAAGAGCGAGAUUCAUGUUUUGAGUAUGUAACGAUUGAGAAAUAGAACCAUGAGUUAAUCAUCUUAGGGUGAUCCUUUUGUUGACGGAUGCUCCUAUUACAUGUAAUUUUUGAAGGAUGAGAACCAUGUAGCAUCUAUAUCUAGUCUAUAGCCAAUGUGAUUACGCUCAUGUCUGCAAUGUUUGUUUUGUUGUUAAUUUGGCAUAAUGCCAAAAAUCCAAGUUCCAGU